CAUCCUCUCCCAAAUCUUCACUAGCACACAGCAAAGGGGACAGAAGCAGAGCCGUAUCCUCCUUUCCCAGCACGCCACGCUCCUCAUUCUCAGGUGUUUUUGUCUUUUACAUGGCGCAAGGACUCUGCAAGCGGGACGGUUCGGGGUGCGAGAAAGCCAACGCGGAUUGGAUAAGCGAGCAUCAGUGACGGGUGUAGAAAACAGCAGUUCCGGCGCCUCCGCCUUCUCGGUCUCCUCUAGCCGGCUCUAUGACGAGUAAUGGUCGGCUCGUUCUGCUGGAUGCUCCCUGCUCUAACCGGAUCUUCGACGGCACCAUAUUCAACAGCAGAUUGCCAUUUUCGGAAGAAACCUUCAAAGAGCUAGGAGAUACAUAUGGAAACUGGGGAUCAGAAUUUUAGGAAAAAGGAUAUAUAGUAGUGCUUUAUUUUAUUACUCCAUUUUGCUCAUUUAUGUUUGGUUCUCGAUGAAUUUUCUCAUCCCACGUUGACUUGAUUUGUCAAAUUGAUGCGAGAGCGGCAGCAGCAGAUUCAGAUUCGCCUGGACAUUCUUUUCGUUGGUUUUGAACUGGACUAUCCUGGCCAUCCAUCCAUCUAUCCUAUCAUUUUUCUUCAAUAGAGCUUUUCCUGUUUUCUCUCUCUCUCUCUCUCUCUCUCUCUCUCUCUCUCUCUCUCUCUCUCUCUCUCUCUCUCUCUCUCUCUCUCUCUCUCUCUCUCUCUCUCUCUCUCUCUCUCUCUCUCUCUCUCUCUCUCUGCGUCUUUCCUUCUUUAUUAGAAUAGACUGGGGUUUGCUUAGCAAUAAUAAGAGAGGACAGCGUGUUUGUUAAGCAGCUACGUAGGUCAACAGUUGUUGUAACCACAUCGAAUUGUUUAUAGAUAUAUUCCGACCCGAAGCAAAGCCUUCCAUUGCUCAGUCAACGCCAGUAUCCUUCCUGAACCAGUAUUUAUCCUCAAUUCCUAACACAUCAAAUCUACGCGCCUAAAUUGUCAUAAUUAAAAGCGAGCAUUGGCUUAAUUGCUGUGGCGUUUGAAUGACAUGCCCAGGCCAUUAUUAAAGGCCUGUGUAAUUAAUUAUUAUCUUUGAUUAGUGGCUUUGCGGCGUGAAUGUUCGCGUAAGUUUAAGCUGUAGCAGUAGCUGCUGCAUAUCUUUACCUCGUUUAGAAAAAAAGACAAGGGCAAACGAUUUAGAAGGGUAGAAUUGCUCUUUGUUGGAACAGCGCGUAAAGCGUACCGUUCCUCCCCCCAAAACAGCCUGAAAGGCUCACCUAUUUCUUCCUUAAUCGUUCUCACCCAAACGCAACCAUAAGGUUCCUACCGCAUCCUCCCCCUUCCCCCUCCUUUCGCUCAAAUAUAUCCCAUUUUUUAAAUUUGGUUUGGUCCCGUAAAUUUUCAAAUAUUUAUUUCCUAUACAUCAAGAGGAAAGGGGGUCCCCCUUUCAUGGAAUGCGGAAACAUGGGUGUGUUUGACCGCGGAGUUCAGAUGUUAUUGACCACGGUGGGCGCGUUCGCUGCCUUCAGUCUCAUGACCAUCGCGGUGGGCACGGACUACUGGCUGUACUCGCGCGGCGUCUGUAAGAUCAAGACCAACAACGAGAACGAGACCAGCAAGAAGAACGAAGAGGUGAUGACCCACUCGGGACUGUGGAGGACAUGUUGCUUGGAAGGAAACUUCAAAGGAUUGUGUAAGCAGAUAGAUCACUUUCCAGAAGACACAGAUUAUGAAGCAGAUGCCUCAGAGUACUUCUUACGGGCCGUGCGAGCGUCUAGUAUCUUUCCCAUCCUCAGCGUCAUCCUGCUCUUCAUGGGUGGUCUCUGUAUAGCUGCCAGCGAGUUCUACAAGUCCCGCCACAAUAUCAUCCUCAGUGCAGGAAUCCUCUUCGUGUCUGCAGGCCUCAGUAACAUCAUUGGCAUGAUCGUGUACAUAUCAGCCAAUGCGGGGGAUCCCUCAAAGAGCGACUCCAAGAAGAACAGCUACUCGUACGGCUGGAGUUUCUACUUUGGUGCUUUGUCCUUUAUCAUGGCUGAAAUGGUGGGUGUGCUGGCCGUGCACAUGUUCAUCGACCGGCACCGGGAGCUGCGGGCGGGCGCGCGGGCUGCAGAUUACCUGCAGGGCUCGGCUAUCACGCGCAUCCCCAGCUACCGGUACCGCUACCGGCGCCGCUCCCGCUCAUCGUCCCGCUCCACGGACCCCUCGCAUUCCCGAGACGCCUCGCCGGUGGGAUUGAAGGGUUUCGGGGCUCUACCUUCCACGGAGAUUUCCAUGUACACACUCACCCGCGGGGGAGACACCCUAAAGGGCGGCCACGGCACCCCCACCGCCACCUACAAUUCAGAGAGGGACCACAACUUCCUCCAGGUCCACAACUGCAUCCAGAAGGACCUGAAAGACUCAUCCAACACAGCCAACCGACGCACCACCCCUGUAUGAGGCACAACCUCUCCCCGUACAGAUAGCAGGGCAUAGGGAGACGGGAGCGGAGGCCUGGAAUAUUACAGAUCAAACUUCAUGUACCAUGCGUUUUCACGAUUCGGAGGAACCGGGAGGAUUUUUGCGUUUCGAUCAAAGAUUACACAUGUAUGCAUGAUUUUGCCAUUUGCCAUUGACAAAUUGAGGCUGGUUUGAAACGGAGACAGGCGAUAAGAGAUAUGCAGAGGGGUUCUUUUCGCCUGUGACGUGGGAGCUGUAGCUUGUGGCAUUGAUUUGACAUGUUUUUGUUAAGAAAGCAUUUCUUCAGCACCCAUCGGUCUACCCGGAUCAUCAGCAAGCUACUGCUCCCUCAUAAGUCUUCUUCCCUUCUCCACUAUAUUCGUCAUAUUCAUUUAUUUGUUCAUUUGUUAUUUGCAUUCAGAGAAAAAAAAAUAAGAAAGAAACAAAAAAAAAAACUGUGAACCACCGCAGUAGGGUGUUCAGUAAGAAACAGCCCGGUCUGCAAUCUCUUACACAAGGUACAACAUAUAUAUACACGUAUAGUAUAUAUAUAUGGAUGUAUUGAUUUUAUAUAGAAAUUAACAUAAUAAUCAAGACUUUUCUGAGGUAAAACUGCUGUUUGCCGGGUAAUGAUCUGUUGGAAAAGAGACUCUGUGGCCCUGAGCUGCCACUGUGGCUGGACGACGGAUGAAAUCACGAAGGAUCUUCACCGCAAAGCUGCUCUAACACGAGACUGACAAAGACGUUCAACCUUAGACAAAAAUCUAUUCUUUUAAAAGAACCUUCUCAUCUUUUUCUCAGUCCCUGUUUGCUUCCUUUUUUUCUCUCCUCUCGCAUUCGGUCGUCACGAGAGCGAACGACAGAAACAAAAAAAACUAACGCAAAGGCCUUCGCUGACAAACAGAGGGUCCGAGUUCGCUGAAAGACUCCAGAAAUGACUGCCAAGACGAAAAAAAGGAAGGAGGAGGGGGGAGGAAAAGAAGAGGAUGCUGAACUCUAAACAAACACUUGCAAGAACGCAAGCGACAAACAAAAGUACGAAAUAUUACGAGAAACGAAGCUAAGUGACUCACGAAUACAAAGAUUAAAUGCAUGCUAUAAAUUUACAGCAAACCUGCUCUUGAAACUUAAGUUUUAAAGGAUAAUGAUAAUUAUAAAGGGAAAAGCAAUGUUAAAAAAGUUAACUCUUAAUGUUUUGUGUACUCUUUCUGUUUUGGUUUCUAUUAUUAUUACUAUUAUUUAUUAUUAUAAUUAAUCAUUAUAAUAAUAUACUUUGAUGAUAAACCAAGCGAACAAAUUACAGCAAAACUGCUUUUUUUCAAUUCUGACUUCUUUCUUUGUAUCCACGUGUUUUUCUUUUACUCAGAAUCACACGCCUUAGUCAUUUCAUCUUUCUUUGGAUUCAUUUUAAAAUGUGUCAUUUUCUUUGAAAUGAAAUCUAAAGGUGCCAAAACAGAAUGAUCCUAAACUUGGAUGCAUCAAGUCCUGAUGAAUAAACAGACAAACCCA
This is a messenger RNA of Danio aesculapii, 3932 nucleotides long. RefSeq names its product calcium channel, voltage-dependent, gamma subunit 2a (gene cacng2a). Gene Ontology annotation, molecular function: voltage-gated calcium channel activity; channel regulator activity. Bases 1434 to 2423 code for a protein of 329 amino acids. The record is from RefSeq and is a predicted model, not a curated record. Gene Ontology annotation, cellular component: voltage-gated calcium channel complex; postsynaptic density membrane; AMPA glutamate receptor complex. NCBI's taxonomy places the organism in Eukaryota, Metazoa, Chordata, Actinopteri, Cypriniformes, Danionidae. The transcript has 4 exons. Gene Ontology annotation, biological process: calcium ion transmembrane transport; postsynaptic neurotransmitter receptor diffusion trapping; neurotransmitter receptor transport, postsynaptic endosome to lysosome.